Echinostoma caproni is the source of this 138-nucleotide messenger RNA. The record is from the annotation of a GenBank genome assembly. NCBI's taxonomy places the organism in Eukaryota, Metazoa, Platyhelminthes, Trematoda, Plagiorchiida, Echinostomatidae.
CUCAGGCAUUCUAGCCUGAUAAGAAAUGAACAGCAAUGUCGAGCUGAGAACGAAAUUCGACCUCGUGAAUUGGUUCGUUGUCUGGAGUGUGGCCAUCGAGUUUUAUAUAAAAAACGAUCCAAUCUCCUGGUCCUCCAG